Molecule: messenger RNA, 1362 nt
Organism: Aspergillus eucalypticola CBS 122712
Lineage: Eukaryota; Fungi; Ascomycota; Eurotiomycetes; Eurotiales; Aspergillaceae
Product: fungal specific transcription factor domain-containing protein
Exons: 8
Coding region: 1-1362 (453 amino acids)
Biological process (GO): DNA-templated transcription
Molecular function (GO): zinc ion binding; DNA binding
Source: RefSeq, a predicted model, not a curated record
AUGGCUUAUAGCCUUGCUUUGAAGUUUCCCCCUAAAAGACUUCCUUACACCGAUGCCAUUCAAAGACAAAGCACUUACUUCCAUCAAUUGCAUCCGAAUUACUCUUUCCUCGAUCGUCAAAAGUUCGAGGAUAAGGUGUUCGGACCCAACCUGUCUGAAACUCUGGCAUCUAGCUGUGCUUUCACGGCUCUGUAUCACACAAAUUUGGCUCUAGGAUGCCAGUAUCAUGAAGGCGGGGCCUUUGACCCAGGUAAUGGCAGGGCGUGGAAGCUUUUCCAAGUCUCUUUGGGUCUCGCCUUGAUGAGUCUUCAAGCUUUGGUUGCCAUGUUAAUCUUCGCCAUGACUACUUGCUGUCUCCAAAUCGACGAAGUCUUGAUAAUGGAAGCUGCCCGAAUGGCUCAAAGCCUUGGAUACCAUCGAGCACUAAGCAAUGGGGACCAGCGGUACAAAGACACCUGUCAUAGGACCUUCUGGGUAAUCUACUACAUGGAGAAGGGAAUGUGCUUUCAGAACCACAAGGCUCGGUACAUGAUUCCCGACCAUGACAUCGGCUGUCCUGUCCCCGAUGUCCCAGAAUCCGUCUUUGAAAGGCAUAACUGGUUAUUAUCGGCCAUCAGCUUCGGGCGAAUUCUCUCCCUUGCAUAUACUUCCCUCUUUUCAGUGAGUGCUGCAAUCCAACCUCCAGAGUCGUAUUAUGCUGCGAUCCAGAAUAUUGAAGCUCGGUUGGAGCGAUGGCGAUCCGCACUACCAGCGCACUAUCAUCCUGGUAGGCUGUCUCAGUCCCAUAAGCCGCACGUGGUCCCCUGUUCUUCAUCUUCUUUCCCUAAAUCGAGUUUUAAGACGGUUGUACUCCAAAGCAAGUUCUCGUACUAUGGUUUGAUCAUCACUCUGGCAAGACUUAAGAUUUAUAUAGCAAGAGCCGUUGUGGAGGAAAGCGAGAAUAUCGACAUAGCUGCCUAUACGCCGAUCUUCAUUCUGGCCAUUUUACCACUUGGAGCAUUAUUCAUUCUGAUUGACUUUGUCAUCCACAACCCGAUGCAUCCGGAAACCCUCAACAAUCUCUCACUGUUGGAUGUCGCAGCUGGGCAUUUUAGUCUACUGGAGUACAAGUCUGGGGAUUUUGUGCCCGCGUCGCUUCUGACCGAAUUCGCUCACAUCGCAAGGCAGUAUAUCAGGCAUUAUGGCAGAAACCAACCACAGCACCAGCAACAAGAAGAGGCAGAGAUGCAGGAAAGGGAAGAUGUGGAAAAAGGUGCAGAACCGUGCGGAAUGGGCUCGUCUAACGUUGAAUUUACAUUAGCUUUCGAGGUAAGUCUUGAGUAUCGGGGUUUUUAUUUUAGUUUCUUUUCUAAUCUUAGCUAG